Messenger RNA from Ostertagia ostertagi, 819 nucleotides. Lineage: Eukaryota; Metazoa; Nematoda; Chromadorea; Rhabditida; Trichostrongylidae. The record is from the annotation of a GenBank genome assembly.
AUGUCGGACGGGCCCGUGCCUCACACGCCGGGGGCCCUCCGCCCCGAGGAGAUCAUGACCGACGACGAUUUUGUCAAAGCCAUCGAAGCGAUGGCCGAAGUAGGCCAAAGCGAUUGCGACAUCGGAGAAUUAUUAAAGGCUAUGAACGAGAACCGAAUCAUAUCAUGGGAGGAGGCUGAGCGAAUCUUGAACGACACCGGCACCGCUCCAGUGAAAAGCAGUUUGCCGGAGCAGACCCGACCCACGGAGCCGGACAACGACACCGACGUUGAGCAGUGCGUGCAACGACUUCUCGACAAUGAUCCCACCCUCAAAGAGGUCAACAUGAACAAUAUGAAGCGAACGCCAAUUCCGCAAAUUCGACGACUACUCGAGGCAUUGGCUUAUAAUGAACAUUGUGAACGACUAUCACUAGCAAAUAUGGGUCUUUACGACAAUGAUGUUGCAGUCUUAUUGCCGGUAAUUGAAAUGAAUACUGCCUUGAGGAAACUAAACCUGGAAACGAAUUAUUUGAGCGGUGACUUCUUCGCAAAACUUUUCCGAGCGGCGCUCGUUAAUCAGACUCUUGAAGAAGUAAAGGCUGUGAAUCAGGGUGUUUCUUUCGCAACACUAGCUGAAAAGGAGAUCAUCGAAUGUAUUGUAGCAAACACUGGAUUACUAAAGAUCUCGGUGAAUCUCCGACUUCCCGAAGGACGACACAAAGUUGAAAAUGCGACGUUGAGAAACGGCGAAUACAAGCGAGUUCUGCGUCGCGAGGCGGCAAGGAAGGCCGCAUGGGAGGCCGAGGAGCUGGCGAAGAAUCCCGUGGUGAGGCCUUGA